UCCUUCGCCCCCCACCCCCUAAUUUCCCACCUUUCUUCCCCAACCUCCCUCUCCCCGCUGCCCCAAUUCGCCCACCCUCUUUGCCCGCCAGCACCUCGCUGCUGCAUCGGACCAUUCAAGUUUAUGCGCUGCCGAUGAAGCGAGCGGGCGAGAGAGAUGGGAACGGCGCGGUCUAUCUGCGAACAACAGUAGCGAGGGCUGCGUGUGACAAGCGGCAGACUUACUCCGCUAACUAUAACAACACACAGCGGCUUCUACCCCGGUACAGAAGACACACACAGCAGCAGAGACACACAGCAGACGCACAGAGAGACGAGGCGCAUAGAGAGAGGAGACGCCGGGAUUAUUAUCCGCAGCAGUAUCUCGUGCAAACAUUCGAGGCUCGCAAUCCCGACUAGAUUGUGCACGCGCCUUCGUCAUCAUCAUCAUCAUCACCUGCACACACGAGUUGUUACGCAUUCGCUCGAGGCACGCCACGUGUGUCUGUUGUCGUGUCGGCUCUGUUAUUCGUUGCAGAGCAGUGGCGGUGGAAGUAGCGGGCUGAUUUGCAGUGAGUGGCACUGGCUGAGCGAGCAGGAGAACGGCGGGAUUACGCGCGCCCAUGUAUAAUAUAUAUACACACACGAGUCCACGUGUGUGUCAUCUGAUGUACACACGUGGCGCCGUACCUAGUGCAGGUGUACAGUUGGUGGUCGCUGAGUGAUGAGUCGAAGGAAGUCAGCCACUGCAUCACCAUGGUCUUCAGUUUUGUCGCCUUCUGCUACAUGCUCGCUCUCGUGCUCUGCUCCGCUCUGCUGUUCUUUGCCGUGUGGAGGAUCGCUGCUUAUGAUGAGCUUUGGAGAGAGAGCAAUGCAGCUUCCGACCCAACUGACUGCAUCACCAAGCUGGAGCGCGAGAGGAAGAUUGAAAAGCUCUGCCGAAUGCUGAUGAAGCUGGCGCUCCCGGAGUACUUCAUCCACUGCCUCUUCUGCGUGAUGUUCCUGUGCGCUCUGGAGUGGCUGGCCCUUGCUGUCAACCUUCCCUUGUUCUGCUACCACAGCUGGAGGUUCAUGCAGAGCCCGGACAAGCAGUCGGCGGCGGACGCCACGCACGACCCCAGUACGGCGACGCAGGCCGAGGUGCUGGCGUACUGCCGACGAGAGGGCUGGUGCAAGCUGGGCUUCUACCUGCUCUCAUACUUCUACUACCUGUACAACAUGGUCUACAACAUGAUGAGUCCUGCGUAAAGGACUCGCAGAUGGGCCGUGCUCCGGCUCCGCCGGCGGCUCGACAAAGACUUCCAGGGACGGUGCAACGUCAAAAGAAGACGUGGAGCAAGAGGGAGGGAGAGAGGGGAAGAGUGGAAGUGGUGGCUUCCUGUGGUGAACAUCCUUCAGACUCCUCCCGCUCGCACACACCUGGCCAGCGGUGACGAUUACCCCUUCAGCUCCUCCACCCGCACCUCUCUCGUCCAUGUCCGAGUCUUCCAACGCGGGACUUCCACGCGGCGUUUUCCACCGCCUGUGUGGACGACGGCACGGGGUGGGUGGAGCGCUUCCUCGCCACGCGUGUCGACCCGCAGCCUGGCGCCUGUCCGUGAGUGGCCAUCGCCUGCCGACAGCUCGGCGUGUCCCACCGAGUGCCGUCUCGGGCACGGCUGGGAGAACUUGAAGGCCGACGCGUGACUUCGAUUCACAGGGGUCCCCUUGAGCUGCUUGGAUCCACAAUACUUUGCCGACAUCUGCGUAUUCCUGGUGCCGCCACCGCGUGCUUAUGUGACAGCGCAAGCGAAACAACAUUUUAUUUAACCAGCUGACGGCCUGCAGAGAUUCAUCAUCUCAGGGGUCGGGAACCGAUGGGCCAUGGUCGUAUCACUCCACACGGCCCACGGUCAGGCGAAAAGGCCUACAACUUGUAAACAGCCCGCAAACCAUACUUACCCACAGCAAGCAUCAGAGCCGCGCUAAUUGGGUACUCGGGCGGGUGGGGGUCAAUGUUUUGAACCCGCUACUAACACUGUGUCUCUAAUGUUAGCGCGCUCAUUCACCUGUAAAGUUCACCCAGAAUCGUUUUGCACAUUAUUAUUGGAUAGCUCUAAGCUGUGCGUGUGUGUCGAUGUGUGGUUCCACGAUAUGGUGUCUCAAAAUCCGAUGUUGUCCACAGUAAGGGAAGGAUUCCCUGCCCCCGGUGUGAGUUGAUCUAUGCUGGGGCCGGGGUGGGGGACAUUUUCCGCAGACCAAACCUGGACACGUUUCUCAGUCAGCCGACAUCGAUAUCACAACCUAUGUAUUCAUUGUGACUGCAAUAAAGUUGAACGCUAUACCGGCAGAUCUCGGUCACAAACGAUCCUUGCCACUUUAACACAGACGCCAGUUUGCAGGCUGUCAGGGUCAAAGCUGGGCAGGUGGCAACCCUCGCGUGCCCGUGUAAGCCAUCAACCUCUCCGUGUGAGCUCACAAUACAAAAGUGAAUGGCUCGGCGAGUGAUUCGAGCAAUAUCCCUCCUUCAGAGCAGAAAGAGGGCACGGGAGCGCUAUCUGGUGUGGAGUUGGAUAUUGCACAUCAUGUCAACUGCAUCGCUCUACGAGUCCACUUUCUAGACAACGUCAAGGCACCACCAAGCCGUCAAUCGUUCUAGAUGGGUCGUUGGCAGCGUCGUGAACCUGACGACCUAAGUUCAAUUCCUGGCCUUGGCUAAUACCCGUGGCGUGAACUGGGCCUGGCCCACCACACCCACCACACCCGUUCACCAACCAACAUUGACGAGUAUGGUGAAGUAUGGUCAAACAACCCCACGAUGGACGUAGCUCUGGGAGGCCUUCAUCGAGCAGUGGAUUGAGAAAGGGCUAAAAAUAGUUAUAGUUGGUUAGGAAAAAAAACUGUCAAUUUCAUUCAAAAGAAAUUCGUGUGACGUUUCUGCAAAUGUUUUAAGACAACACAGGGUAAAUAAAGUGUGAUCCCCAACUAUAA
This is a messenger RNA of Petromyzon marinus (sea lamprey), 2948 nucleotides long. Its product is annotated as protein cornichon homolog 1-like. The record is from RefSeq and is a predicted model, not a curated record. Gene Ontology annotation, biological process: vesicle-mediated transport. Lineage: Eukaryota; Metazoa; Chordata; Hyperoartia; Petromyzontiformes; Petromyzontidae.